AUGUCUUCAAAAUCGUACUUGCGUAUUUUGGUCCCAGUUAAGAGAGCCAUUGAUUAUCAGAUCAGACCAAGGUUAGUAGAUGGUACUAUCAACACAAAAGGUAUCAAAUUCAGUAUCAACCCUUUCGAUGAUAUAGCCGUUGAGGAAGCCUUAAGAAUUAAGGAGUCCCAUAAUGACAAAGUCGAAAAUGUGCAUUGUGUAAGCAUUGGCCAAAACAAAGCUCAGGAUAUCAUUAGAAAUUGUUUAGCUAAAGGUGUCGAUAGCUCAACAUUAAUUGAUUCUGGAGAUGCUUCACUAGAACCUCUCGCGAUUGCAAAGUUAUUAAAAAAAAUGGUCGAAAAAAGUAACUCAAAUUUAAUUAUCCUAGGUAAGCAAGCAAUUGACGAUGAUAGCAGCAAUACAGGCCAAAUAUUAGCAGGUCUUUUGAAUUGGCCACAAGCUACUAAUGCAGCAAAAGUUGAACUACUAGAAGGUGAUAAGAUCAAAGUUACUAGAGAAAUCGACGGUGGUGAAGAAUAUUUAGUUUCUUCUUUACCAAUGGUUAUCACUACAGAUUUGAGAUUAAACACUCCAAGAUAUGUAAGUCUUUCAAAAUUAAUGAAGGCAAAAAAACUACCAAUAGAGAAACUUGGCUUAGAUCACGAAUUAUUUAAAGAUGUUGAUACUGGAUCUCAAUUGAAAGUCAUAAAAUUGGAGGAACCCAAACCAAGAGAUGCAGGUAUUCAAGUUGAUUCAGUAGCUGAAUUGAUAACAAAAAUAAGGGCUGAUAAGCUGAUUUAA
Messenger RNA from Tetrapisispora phaffii CBS 4417, 780 nucleotides. It is a transcript of the gene CIR1, whose product is annotated as Cir1p. The record is from RefSeq and is a predicted model, not a curated record. NCBI's taxonomy places the organism in Eukaryota, Fungi, Ascomycota, Saccharomycetes, Saccharomycetales, Saccharomycetaceae. Gene Ontology annotation, molecular function: electron transfer activity. Gene Ontology annotation, cellular component: cytosol. The transcript has a single exon. The coding region runs from base 1 to 780 and encodes 259 amino acids.